CUUUUGUUUUGCAUUAAACUUUCGUCCCAUUUGAAUUAUUCGUUAACUUGGCUCGAUUUAUCGUCCCACUGCAACCUUUGGAAGAUUCAGAGGAUGUCUGGCCAAAAAAAAGAUAUCUUUAUUUUCUCUAAUCAAGACCAUCACAGUAAAGUAAUAAAGCCCACACAGACACUGUCCUCUCGAUCUACUUCUCGACCAACCUUGCGAUCCACUUCUCGAUCAAACUCUCAAUCAAGCUCGUCCUCAAAUUCCAAUUCCAAUUCCAACUCGCCUUUUGUUCCUGCUUCUCCUGCCUGUGCUUCAUUCUCCUCUGACGCCUGUUAUCCAUCAUCUCUCUUUAUAUCUAAAAAUCUUAACAAUCGGCCUGUAUUCAAGAAAAAGAAAACAAAAACAUUUUCUGGUUGCUGGACUUGUAGAGAAAGAGGUAUUAAAUGCGACGAAAACAAACCCUUUUGUAAGAUUUGCUUAAACCAUGGCUUGAAAUGUGAGGGUUAUACAAUUCGAUUGUGCUGGAAUCAUAAAAAUAGCGAUAACCUAAGAAGAUUCAAAUUGUAUAACAAUUCAAAUUUGAUACUCGAAGAUAAAAGAAUUGAUAAUAUUUUACUCAAAAUUGACAAUCUUAAUAAAAAUGAUUUGAAAAAUUUAAAUCAUAAUAAUCAAUUUACCAAUUCUUCCUUUUCCGUUUUCCUUUUAAAUAACAAUAACAAUAACAAUAAUAAUAAUAAUAAUAAUAAUAAUAAUAAUAAUCAUAAACAUAACCAUAACCAUAAUAAUACAAUUGGUACUAUUAACAAAAUUAACAAUAUUAACAAUAUUAACAAUAUUGAUACUAAUGAUUUUUAUAUCAAUUAUUCCUCUGUAACUGAUCAAAACAAUAUCUCUACUAAAAAAAAAAGUAAUAUUCAUAUUGAAAAGCUAGUUGACUAUUAUUAUGACAAUAUAUCUGCUUACUUCAAUCCAAUAUCAGCUAAUGUUAAUUUAUAUAAAUUAAUUCUUAAAAAUUUAUUAUCAAUUAAUAAUAAUAAUAAUAAUAAUAAUCCCAGUAAUAAAAUUCUACUUUACAACUCCUUGUCUUCAUCUUCUUACUUAUUUCUUUCUGUUUUUAAUUAUCAUAAAAAUAAUAAAAAAAAUUAUCAAGAUUAUUUGAUAAAUUCUCACAAUAACAAAUUGUUGGCAAUCAACUAUAUAAUAGAUUACAUCAAUAAUAACAUCACCACAAAUAACGAUAAUAAUAAUAAUAAUAAUAAUAAUAAUAAUAAUAAUAAUAAUAAUCAAAAUCAAAACCAAAAUCAAAACCACAAUAAUUCAAUUCCAAUUAUUGAUUUAUUAACCAUUUUUUUCUCUUUAAUCAAUUUUUUAAUUGUUGAUAUUCUAAUUUCUCCGAAUCUUAAUCAAUCAUUUAUAAAAACUUUUGAUUCAAGCGUUGGUGAUAAUUUGAACGAUUAUUCAAGUGUUUCCUUAGUUGAUACUUUAGAAACAAAUUCAACAAUGAAUUAUGAUUGGAAAUUUCUUUUAAAUUUGGGUUUAAAACUAUUGAGUUUAAUCAACUAUGACAAUUAUGACAGUUCUGGUAAUUUUAUUAGAACUAAUGAUACAAGUGGUUCACAAAAAUUUAAUCAGUUAAGUUAUUUAGACAACUUGUUAAGAUAUCUAAUCUUUAUUGGACUAUCAAUUGACAAGCAUUUAUUUAUUGAUAACGACGAUGAAAAUGAAAAUGAAAAUGAUGAUGAUGAACAUCAAAUAUUCUUAGAUUUAUUGGAUUAUGAUUCUUUUGAUGACGAUAAUAAUGAUGAUAAUAAUGAUGAUAAUAAUGAUGAUAAUAAUGAUGAUGAUAAUAAUGAUGAUGAUAAUAAUGAUGAUAAUAAUGAUGAUGAUAAUAACGACAAUGAUGAUAAGGACGAUUCCUCACUUUUCAUUACUAAUAAUGAUGAUAGUACUAAAUUUUUCAAUGCUAAGAAAAAUAAGAGUCUUGUUUCAAACUAUUGUGAUCAGUCUAAUGUGCUUGACAGUAAUAAACAGUAUAAUGAUUAUUUAAAUAAUAGAAUCACUUAUAGUAACGAUAAAAUACUUGAUAAUUUAAAUAAGUCGAUGGACAGUGAAUGCAACAAUUAUAAUGAUAAAGGUUCUGAAAUAAAACACGGAAAUUUUAGCGAUGUUAAUGAUGUUAAUGAUGUUUUUCCUUUAUUAAAUUAUUCCAUCACCGAAAAAUCAUUUAAAAUUUUUAAAAAUUUAAUUUUAACUUCAUUAAAUUAUACGAGCAUUAAACUAUUAAAUUUCAACGUUAGAUUAAAAGUUUUUGAAAUGGAAACCCAAUUAUAUGAUGAAUAUGAUUUGAUUUAUUUUCUAAUUUUGCAUAAAGACAGCAAAAAUAUUAAAAAAAUUAAUAAUAAUGCUAACUACAAUAACAACUUGAACAGUUUUAAAGGCUACAAAUUCGGCGAUGGCAGGAAGAGGAAUACCAAUAAUAUAUGUAAUGAUAACAAAACUUAUAAGAAUAAGUUUAAAUUUAAAAAGAAACUAACUCAUAAAAACUUCAAUUACAUAAUUGAAUCGGAAAAGAAAAAUCUACUGUUUUUUUUGUCAUAUAUUUUUUACACGUCAAUUUACAUUUUUUUUUUGAGAGAGUUUUACAGUGAUGAACAUAAUCAAGAGUCAAUCAAUUUGAUGGUGAAAGACUGUUUGGAUUAUUUUGAUGAGGUGGAGGCAUGUAUUUACUCCAAAAACAACUGCUUGAUGGGGAAUUUAUGGGCUGUUUUAAUCAUUGGUUCUGAAAUCAACAAUGCUUGGGCCCAGACAAAGUACCUUAGGUUUUUGAACAAGUUGAAAGCACUUCGAAUCCACAGCAUUGACAGUCCAGGGGACUAUAUAGCUGCCAGCAACUCUGGUGUGGAAAAGCUCAUUGGCUUGUUGAAGGAGAUCUGGAGACGAAAGAAAGCCAACAGGCCUCCGGAUGAGGUGCGCUGGAGCAGAGUGAGAAAGGACAUGAAGCUCGACUUGUUUCUCUGCUAGCAUUACCAGCAUUGCCAACGUCGUCAACGUCGCCAGCGUUGCCAAAAUCUGGGGAACAUCAGCCGGAGCCAGUGCUGCGGAUACAGAUGUCACCCUGCAUGUAAUGCGUCUGCAUGCUGCUAGGAGCGAUAUAGAGCCCUGGGCUGUAGCCCUAUUGUUCCAUCGCGGUGGUGCGCAGCUUCCGGUGGCAAACUGUUAUUUUGGCUUGUGAUUUGCUGGGCGGAAGCUGAGGACUCUCAGAGCUCCCUAAGAGGAUAUUCUCAAGAAGAUAUAAUCAUCCACUUUUGUU
Ascoidea rubescens DSM 1968 is the source of this 3298-nucleotide messenger RNA. Its product is annotated as Zn(II)2Cys6 transcription factor. NCBI's taxonomy places the organism in Eukaryota, Fungi, Ascomycota, Saccharomycetes, Ascoideales, Ascoideaceae. The transcript has a single exon. Gene Ontology annotation, molecular function: zinc ion binding; DNA-binding transcription factor activity, RNA polymerase II-specific. Gene Ontology annotation, biological process: regulation of DNA-templated transcription. The coding region runs from base 94 to 3009 and encodes 971 amino acids. The record is from RefSeq and is a predicted model, not a curated record.